UAUCGGUGAUAUCUCGAACUGGGUCACAAUUCGUGUUGAAAAAGCCUAAAUAUUAAGACUAGAGAUAUUGGAACAACCGAUUACGCCUUGGGCGAAAUGUCAACAAAUGGCCGCUCAGGCAUGAUGGGGUCUAAUAUCGGUUAUUAAAAUGAUCAGUAUUAUUUUUGAAUAGUGGCACAUCGCAGCCAAACCGUAGGAUGAAUACAAGUAUAUUUUUAAGCACUUGGUAGAGUCGUGUAUUUGAUUUCGACGGGUAAGCCUGGAUCCAGCCCCCCUCCUUCCUGUUUUCUCCAUCGUGGAACCAGAGGAAACGUGUGCGCAGCAUCUCCGUCCACCGAGCAGCUCUUUGGCGAGCACGCAGCCAGGCCUCUCGGUACUGACACCCCUGCACGAAUGUCGGCGUUUUUGUAAGGUAGAACCCGGCGACCAUCGGAACAAUAUGGCAGAAGCGGAGCUCCAAACCUUCACCUCCAUCAUGGACGCGCUGCUUCGUAUUAGCGUGAGUAAACGAUUUCUUAAAGACCAACAUGAAGAGCAUGGAGCGGGAGCUGCAUUGCCCGGUGUGCGAUGAGAUGGUGAAGCAGCCCAUCCUGCUGCCCUGUCUGCACAGUGUGUGUUUGCUAUGUGCAGCCGAGGUGUUGGUGCAAAAAGGGUAUCCACCCCCGGAUCUACCUCCAGAGCCACAUUCCCCGGCUUCCACGCCAAACACACGUUCUCCACGGCAGCCUCGCAGACCCAUGCCGAGGACCCCCGACCACCUGGACAGGGUCCUCAGAACAGCGUGUGGGACGUGCCCAGGGCGAAGGCGGAAAGAUGCCCCUCCCCCAAUGCUGUUCCCCUGUCCUUCCUGCCAGCGCGACGUGGAGCUGGGCGAGAGAGGCCUGUCUGACUGCCUUCGUAACCUCACUCUGGAGCGCAUCGUAGAGCGGUACCGGCACACUCUCAGUCUGGGCAGCAUUGCCAUCACGUGUGGCUUCUGUAAACCUCCUCAAGCUCUGGAGGCCACCAAAGGCUGCGCAGACUGCAAGUCCAACUUCUGCAACGAGUGUUUUAAACUGUAUCACCCGUGGGGAACCCCUCGAGCCCAGCAUGAACAUAUACUGCCCACCAAUAACUUUCGACCUAAGGUGCUCACGUGCACGGAUCAUGAGCAGGAGAAGAUGCAGUGGUUCUGCUACAACUGCCAGAAGCUGCUGUGUGCGCUGUGUAAGCUCCGUCGCGUCCACCAUAGUCACAAAGUACUGCCUGUAGCACAAGCCUACCAAACCUUAAAGGAAACACUCAACAAGGAGGUGAACUACAUUCUGGCCAAUCAGGAGACGAUACACAACCAAAUCACUCAGCUGGAAGCUGCCAUCAGACAAAUGGAGGCAAACAGUUCUGUAGCUCUUCAGCAGCUGACCCGCUGCAUACGUGAACUUGGGGCGGCUGUUGGUGAGCGCCAGGGGGCCAUGGCCGUGGCCCUGGAGGGGACACGCAACAAGAGGGGGGAGCUCAUGUCUGCCCAGGUGUCGGAGAGGAGGGGUCUGCUGGAACAAGCAGGUCUAAUGGUUUUCACUCAAGAGCUGCUGAAAGAGACGGAUCAACCCUGUUUUGUUCAGGCAGCCAGAGUCACCCAUAACAGGUUAAUGAAAGCCAUCGAACACCUCCAGUGCUUCUCUCUCUCUGCUGAUACAUCCUUCAGACACUUUCACCUUGACGCAACCAAAGAGAUCAAAGUUAUUAAGAGUGUGACGUUCAUACAAGCUCCUCUGGCCCCAGUCAUCGACACCCAGAAGACGUUAGCAUACGACCAGCUGUUCUUAUGUUGGCGCCUCCCGCAAGACUCAGCUCCUGCUUGGCAUUUUUCUGUCGAGUACCAACGACGAACUGGAGCAGCCGGAGCCAUGUGGGGCGGCACCAGAUCUCCCACUGCUUCCUUGUCAUGGCAGCGGCUGAAUGAAGUGAAGGGAACCAACGCUGUGGUGGAACAGCUGCAGAUGGACAGUGUCUACGUGCUGCGGGUCAGAGGCUGCAACAAGGCUGGCUUUGGAGAGUACAGUGAAGAGGUCUACCUGCACACGCCUCCUGCCCCAGUGUUGAGUUUCGCCUUGGAUUCUCGUUGGGGUUUACACGCUGACAGAGUGGCGCUGGGUAAAGGCCUGACCUACGCUCGCAGUGUCCCGGGUCUGUCUCUCCUGCAGACCGCCGACCGCAUGCUCACCAGCUGCCACCUCACCUCCGACCUGUUAGUGGGAGAUGUGGCUGUCACUCAAGGAAGACACUACUGGGCGUGCUCAGUGGAGGCGGGGUCCUAUCUGGUCAAGGUGGGGGUCGGACAGGAGGUCAAACUCCAGGAGUGGUUUCACCUUCCCCAGGACAUGGCCAGCCCUCGCUGUGACCCCGACAGUGGCCAUGACAGCGAGGCAGAAGACGGCCAGGACUCUCCUUCCCUCUGCUUCCUCACCAUGGGCAUGGGCAAAAUCUUGAUACCGCAUGGACAAGGCCAGAAGUUCGACUCUUCCCGUCAAAGCUACGGAGGGAAGCAGCUCACUGCGCCUCUGCCGCCGCGGCUCGGCGUGUGUCUGGACUGCGACAGAGGACGUGUCACGUUCUACGAUGCUCACUCGCUACGCGUCAUCUGGGAGGGACUCGUGGAUUGCUCCGCCCCGGUGUGUCCGGCUUUCUGCUUUUUCGGGGGUGGCGCUCUGCAGCUGCAGGAUCUUGUGGCCAAUCGGAUCAUCGAGGAGCCACCACCACGGAGGGUAACCAUCCAAACAUGUGCCAAUAAAUCAAAACACUAGCAUACUGCGUUGAGUUCUGCCACCUUCCUGAGUGAGAAACACAUUUAAUGAUGGAUUAAAUGUUAAGUCUACCUAUUUAAUCCUGACAUAUCUUCAACCUAUCUGCCGUUUUUCUUUUGGAGAAUUAAAUAUUAAUGCAUUAAUGUAUUAAGUGGCACAUAAAAACACUUAAAUUACAUAUUCCUCAAUGGCAAAUAUAGGUGUAGAAUAUUUGAGUUGAAUUGAGUUUUGUUUUUGUCACUCAGGAAUUUGGCACAAUAUUAGAGUAAUAUUCUGAAAUUCAGUCCUGAAAUGUAAUCUUGUUUUGAUACUUGAUUGAAGGUUUUUCAUAGAAAUAAGUUGGUGUUGAUUCAAGCCUAUGCACAAUUCUUUUAGUGAGUCAAACAGCUGCGUUACCUGAAAGUCCGUUUGCAACGUAAAAGAAACCUGCGCUCUCCUUCACACUUGCCUUAAUUUGCUCCCUGGAAGACAGACUAAUAUUGCAUGCAGGUGUCGUGGAAAUCAAAAGAACCCCGUCUUAUUGCAGAAUGUUAAGAAGCUCAGAUGUUCUGCGCUUCUUUUUAUCCUUCAGUUCACAAACUACAAUCGCGCUGUAAGCCCGAAUUAGAUCCGUUCAGCUCGGCAGGUUCAGUCGGGUCUCCGCAGGUACUUUAUUCCAUGUCUGUAUUUGCAUUUCAAAAGCACUUGUGGGAUGUUUCUACUGGAUAAACAUGCUCGCUGUCGCCUUCCUUCCUUUCACAAUUAAACUAUGAUCAAAGUCAGAAGGCUCCACAGAAUCGUCUCCUUGUUACGGUGUGGGGACAUGCAAAUAUGAUUCACUGUUCAACACGACAAAAAAGACAGAGAUUGUCCGGUGUUCAACUAAGGGCUUUGGUUAUGUACACAACUCUAAUGUCUGCUAUUAUUGUUACUACGAAUGUCCUAUUUUCUUACAAACUGGCUCUGAAUUAUAAUAACACAUGGCCCCUUGCUGAACAUAAUAUUGACUACCAUUUUGUAUGGCCUGACUCGUCCUACAGCUCCCAUAAUGCACUGCAACAUCUCCUCUAGGGGCCUAAGUUAUGGAUCAAAGUUGUUUAAAGCAAGGUAUUCUGAUCUUUUCUGUCUAAAGAAUCACGUGUAGAAUGAACACUUGCAAAUAGUAUAGAAUUGUGUUUCGGAAAUUUCACUUUCAGAUUACGCUGAGGUGGAGUGAGGGACACUUUUGCUACUUCAGUGCUGAACUCAUCAAACAUGUCCAAGUGUUGGUAUAAAGUGCCAUGUAGUUGUUGACUAACAUGGUAAAUGUAAAGAGGCAAGCGAACAAAUAUUUAACUGCUUUUAGUUACAACAAUUUAACAACAGGGAAGAAGCAUUAGAGUAUCUAGCAUUGCUACACCUUUAGCUGCUGCUUGAAAGACUCUGUUGCAGUUUUGGUGGAGCCCGCAAAAGUUUGUGACGCAUGACCGGAACAUGUAGGAUUCGAAUCUGUCUGUAUGUUAGAGUGAUCUGUUGUACGUCGUGUGUGAAACAAGCAUCACCUGUAAACAAAAACAACUCGAUCAGCAAUACAAGUUGGCCUUAAAUUUGAGUCUCGAUUGGGCGUUGAAUGUCUGUCUUUUAACUUUUAGCGACGGCUGGAAGCAAGUUUGGAAGAGUUGAUGUUUUUUUCUUUCAUGUGGAGAAUGUAAAUGUUCAAGGAUUGUCUUUCUUUUGCGCCUUGUUCGCCACCAGGAUCUGGACUGUGUCUGUAGUUUUGGCUUCCGACUGCAGAGUAUUCUUAUCAUGUGGUGAGAGCUUCACAUUAAAAGGAAGUGGUGCAUUUCUGUGUCUUUGAAUGAGCCGCGAAUGGUUGGUGAUAAAUGAUGAUGUUGAGGCCGUCAUGGCAGCUAGCAUCAAUCUAACAAGAUGAAGAAGUGAGACGGGAAGUUGUUGUUCAGGAUGCAAACAGGAGCCCUUUUGUCUGGUCGCCUGCAAGACAGGUGACAACGCUGUGUGCCAUCAUUCACCUGAACCUCCUAUGGCAGUACAUAGACUGGGUUUAAGUAAAUGAC
Molecule: messenger RNA, 4816 nt
Organism: Synchiropus splendidus (mandarinfish)
Lineage: Eukaryota; Metazoa; Chordata; Actinopteri; Syngnathiformes; Callionymidae
Gene: trim46a
Product: tripartite motif containing 46a
Exons: 12
Coding region: 528-2783 (751 amino acids)
Molecular function (GO): zinc ion binding; protein binding
Source: RefSeq, a predicted model, not a curated record